GGUGCGAGCUCAUAUCACUCUGCCGCCGUUUCGCAACCUCUCACCUGCCUUGCUCACAUCAGUGUUUAUUCCCUUGCCGUUGUCCCCCCCCCCCCCCUAUGAUCUGUGUAGUCGCUGGAUUUGUUGAUCAUUGCCGCGCUAAGUGCUCCCCCGUCCUCAUCGUAAGUUCCUUAUGUUGUCCCGUCAAGGAUUUUCGUUCCUAAGAAUUCGAGUUGCGGCUUCUGAGCGAGGGGUUUGGCUAUUGUAUUUGCUUUAGGGGUGGGGUGUCUGUAGAUUUAGAGUUUGACGAGUCGAUCUGGUGAGGUUAGUUCUAAGGGGUUGAAGCUUGAGCACGUCAUCUAGUUUCGGCAAGUGUUGCCGCAUCUGUAAUCGUUGGAUCUGAUACGUAAACGUAUGCAGCUGGUUGGGAUCGGUUGCGUUAGCGAUUUCGGGUUCUGAUGCCUUCAACGCCAAGGAGUUUGAAGUAAGUUCAAGAAAUACAUCGCUUGCUCACCUUCUGGGACAUCUUGCCGCCGUAUACAGGGUAACAGGAUCUUAAGAAAAUGGUGAAGAUUGUAGCUCUUGGAGUUAGUCUCCUUUUCUACAUUCUUUCUUUCUGCCUUUCUGUGGCAGCCGCUGUGAAGCGAAGCACGGCUGUCGAAGAGGUAGAUAUCGCCACAGGUAAAAUUAGGUGCUUGUACACCUCCGACAUCUCAACUGGUCUAGCUGCCGGAGCGCUUAUCUGCCUGGUAGUCGCCCAUGUGGUCAUCCUGUUUGCGACCCGUUGCCUAUGUUGUGGAGGAAAGCUCAUCCCCGGAAGUGCUAAGACGUUCGGAAUUUUUGCGUACAUACUAUCCUGGUUCUGCUUCAUUGUUGCAUCAUCAGCUCUGAUUGCUGGAGCAGCUCAGAACAAAAUUCAAACUCAGGGCGACUUUAAUUAUUUUGGAGCAAAUGUCACAUGUCGGGAAGUGCGGAAGAGCGUGUUUGAGGCAGCUGCUGCUUUUUCCUUCCUCACUGCAUUAUUCAGUGAGUUGUACUACAUGCUCAUUUCCAAGGCCUGGGCGCCUGAGUGGCAGUCAAAUGGCCCCUCUGUAGGAAUGUCCCCCUACCCUUGAAGGUGCAUCCGUAGAACAAUAUUUUAUAUGAAAUUUUGACCCCCUUUCUUUCGUGCCAUAAAACUGACAUGUUCAUUCCCCUAGAUGAAUAUGACGAACCAGGGGACACUUUAGCGUCGGAAUUCAUUCAGAAGUAUAGGUGUAUAUUUUCACAUUCCACUCUCGAGAGUGUCCAUAUUUUUACGAAGCAGAACUUCGAGUGGAACCUCAUCAAUUUACCCUAUUCAAUUCCUUGUGCCAAAUUCCUGAAGAUUUGUUGCCAGCUUUACCUUAAAUGUGGAAAUGAGUAAUGGGUUUGAAAGGUUAGCCUCACCCACCAAGCUUGUACAGCCA
Physcomitrium patens is the source of this 1427-nucleotide messenger RNA. The record is from RefSeq and is a predicted model, not a curated record. Lineage: Eukaryota; Viridiplantae; Streptophyta; Bryopsida; Funariales; Funariaceae.